Messenger RNA from Medioppia subpectinata, 264 nucleotides. Lineage: Eukaryota; Metazoa; Arthropoda; Arachnida; Sarcoptiformes; Oppiidae. The record is from the annotation of a GenBank genome assembly.
AUGAUUACAAUUGAGAUCAAUAAAGUGAGACAAAACUUAUUUCAAAUCAAUGGCGUCGAGAAGAAGCCACUGGCGCUGCCGGAGGCGGACGGGCCCGCAGUCUCGCGUCAGGAGAAAGUGUACGUCCCGGUGGAGGAACACCCAGAAUACAACUUUGUGGGCAGAAUUCUGGGCCCGAGAGGUAUGACAGCCAAACAGUUAGAACAGGAGACCGGCUGUAAGAUAAUGGUUCGCGGAAGGGGUUCAAUGCGGGACAAGAAAAAG